AUCUUUAUUACUUCCUCUACCUUCCCUCCCCAAAAAAUUGUGACCAUUCCCUUCCUCCUCUAUGCCUCCACCACCAUUCUCCUUCUUCAUGAUUUCCUUCCAUCUUUCAUUUCCUGAGAUGCUUUAGGGUUUUAACUUUUUUAGGGUCUAUACAAGUUUUUGUCAUUGUAUCUUCCUUCAGGCACUUGGUACUGCUACUACUGAUUUGAAAAAGGGGGAAAGAAAAAACCAUGCGGGAAAGAAAGGAAGAAGAUAUCCUCCUCAAACUAUGAUCAAUUUUCAUUAGCAGUUAGCAAGAAUACUACCUGUACAGUUGUACUCACUUUUUUCUUCCUCUGCGCCUAACUGUCUAUAUAUAUUAUAUACAUACAUAUACUUGAUCAAAAGCAUUUUCAUUGAUUAAUCAGUACAGUACGCACUACGCAGUAGUAGUAGUUUGUUUGUGGGCAGUAGAAUGGGAUCCGUAUCAGCAUCAUCAAAGACUUUGACAUUCAGGGUGACUAGACAAAAGCCUGAGCUGGUCCGUCCGGCCAAAUCCACUCCUCGGGAAUGCAAGCUCCUCUCCGACAUCGACGAUCAAGAGGCUCUUCGGAUUCAAAUCCCUUUCAUCCAAGUUUACCGUAACCGCGAUGAUCCUGGCAUUAAUGAGAGCAGGAGGAGAUCAGACCCCGUGAAGGUGAUCAGGGAGGCUAUUGCAAAGGCUCUGGUGUUCUACUACCCGUUGGCAGGGCGUCUCAGAGAAGGCCCUGGAAGAAAGCUGAUGGUUGAGUGCACGGGAGAGGGUGUUCUUUUCAUUGAAGCCGAUGCAGACGUGACGCUGGAGCAGUUUGGGGAUGCAAUUCAGCCUCCAUUCCCAUGCCUGGAGGAGCUCCUCUAUGACGUUCCUCACUCUGGAGGAAUCCUUCACUGUCCUAUAGUGCUUAUACAGGUAACUCGUUUAAGAUGCGGCGGUUUCAUCUUCGCACUACGCAUGAAUCACACCAUUGCUGAUGGUGUUGGAAUCGCUCAAUUCAUGAAUGCUGUGGGAGAAAUCGCACGGGGAGCGUCCGCCCCAUCUAUACAGCCAGUAUGGCAGAGGGAGCUCCUGUAUGCUAGAGACCCGCCAAGGGUGACGUGCACCCACCACGAAUACGAGGAGGUAGUCGUCGAUACCAAGGGAACCAUCGUUCCCCUGGACGACAUGGUCCAUCGCUCUUUCUUCUUUGGUCCGGCAGAGGUCUCAGCUCUGAGAAAAUCCAUCCCUCUUGACCUCAGUCACAAGUGUUCGACGUUUGAUAUUCUGACAGCCUUCCUUUGGCGCUGCCAAACCAUCGCCCUCCAAUACGAUCCCAACGAGGAAGUCCGCGUGAUCUGCAUUGUUAAUGCCCGCUUCAAGUUCAAUCCACCCUUGCCCCAAGGAUACUACGGCAAUGCCAUAGCAUAUCCAACGGCGCUGACGACGGCCGGACAGCUAUGUGAGAAGCCUGUGGGAUAUGCAGUGGAGUUGGUGACCAAGGCCAAACGUGUUGUGACGGAAGAUUACAUGAAAUCUGUGGCUGAUUUAAUGGUUAUCAAAGGGAGGCCUCGUGUCACUCUGGUGAGGACUUAUCUUGCAUCGGAUGUUACCCGGGCUGGGCUCAAUGAGGCGGACUUUGGUUGGGGGAAGCCGGUGUAUGGGGGGCCGGCCGAAGGUACUGUGGCCAGCUUUCACAUACCCUUCAAGAACAAGAAGGGGGAGACAGGAAGAGUAGUUCCUAUUUUUCUACCAGGUCUUGCAAUGGACAGAUUUGUGAACGAGCUGGAAAACUUCUUUUUGAGCCACAAUGUGAGGCCCCAUUUCCGCCGUACCACAUCGAGACUUUGAGGAAUGAAAUAAUCAGUUUGAAGGGUAAAUUACGUGUAAUGUGAGCUCCUUGUAGUUUUAUCAACUAUUAUCACAUGAUCUCCUAAAGUUUUAAAAUAUCCACUUCACCCCCUUAUACUUUUAUGUAAAGUGAAGGCUUGUGGAAAAUAGCUAUGUAAUGUUAUUAGUUGAAAUAUCGCCAGCGUCCUUACUUAAAGCUAUUGAUUACUGCUGCUGCUGCUAGUUUAAUGUAGUAUUAUAUAAAAUAAUUUUGCUUAUCUUCACUGCUUUGUAUGUACUUGUGCUCGUGCAUAAUUUGUGCUAAUAUUAUUGGUUUUGAUGAUACAAAUUUCCUGCGGCCUUUUUCUCACAGAAUUUGUAAAAGCC
Coffea arabica (coffee) is the source of this 2209-nucleotide messenger RNA. Its product is annotated as benzyl alcohol O-benzoyltransferase-like. Lineage: Eukaryota; Viridiplantae; Streptophyta; Magnoliopsida; Gentianales; Rubiaceae. The record is from RefSeq and is a predicted model, not a curated record.